Larimichthys crocea (large yellow croaker) is the source of this 4203-nucleotide messenger RNA. RefSeq names its product sema domain, transmembrane domain (TM), and cytoplasmic domain, (semaphorin) 6Bb (gene sema6bb). Gene Ontology annotation, biological process: semaphorin-plexin signaling pathway; neural crest cell migration; positive regulation of cell migration. The coding region runs from base 993 to 3605 and encodes 870 amino acids. Gene Ontology annotation, cellular component: plasma membrane. Gene Ontology annotation, molecular function: semaphorin receptor binding; chemorepellent activity. The transcript is spliced from 17 exons. The record is from RefSeq and is a predicted model, not a curated record. NCBI's taxonomy places the organism in Eukaryota, Metazoa, Chordata, Actinopteri, Sciaenidae.
AGUCGCAGCAUUAUUCUGCUUCAGGUUUUGUCACUAACAGGCUUCAGGAGUCUCUUGUGGAUGACAGCGGGGAGCAGUGCUGGAGAUGCUGUAAGCUCACACAACCGCUAGAAGACAAACGCCGUGGUCCUCCCACCUUACCAAAGCUCCUGAGUGCGGCUCAGAGAACAGGAACUAUUUUUAUUUUUUUAAUAAACCGGUGAAUUGGACUUUGCCCUGCACUGGAUCUUGAGUCUGCGUAGAAGCAGAGCGCGUAAGACAGAAGGACAGUCUUUUUUUCUUUCAGUCAAACCCGGGGUGGAAAAAAAAAACGCAGCAAUGACAGAGCAGCAGUCGUGCGCAGCGGCAAAAUAGACCAACUAUUGUGGGGACGGAAGAUUGAUAACACAACUGGGCGAGCAGCGAGAGCGGCAGAUGUAAUUUCCAAACGUUGCAGCUGGUUUGGAGCCAGUGGUGUGCUGGAUGGGUUAUUAUUCUGUUCUCCUUUUCAUCAUUCACUGCUUCCAGCGUUUCCAGAUUACUUGGGGGAUCUCGGACGGCUGUCUGUGAGGGAGUAUUGCUGCAGAGACUUACGGGGAAUGCCAUGUGUCGCUGCGCGACAUAGAAGCUCUUUGUGGGCUGUUUUGCACCGGGGACAGGUGGUGCCGUGUGUGUGUGCGUGCGUGUGUGUGUGAGUGUGAGCGUGUGUGUGUGUGUGUGUGUUUGUUGAAACUAGCAGGGGGGCACGCGCACACAACCCCCCUGAGACAGUUGUCUUGGGGAUGUCAGGCCGGCGUACGGGAUCAGUUUUUGCCAGAGACAGGUGCGACAGGGAGGAGUAGUUUUCAAAACCCUACACAGGAUCUGGUAACGCACUAACGAGCCUCCUCUCUCCUCUGAUCACUCUCGGAUUUUUUUUUUUGUAUCCAGCGGGACUCACAAUCGACUCACACUGUCGUUGCCUCGGCGGCACCUUUUCCCCCGAUAACCAGAGACUCCACCGUUGUGUUGCUAUGACGACCGUGGCCCGUCCCUCCUUCUUCCUGCUGUGCUGGUUGCUCCGAACGGCCAGCUCGGCGUUCCCAGAGGAACCGGGGCCUCUCAACUUCAUCCCCACUGAAGUGGUGAGGAGACACCCUGUGUUUCUGGGCCGACCACAUCGAACAUGGCUGAGACAAGAGCCUUUACAUAUCCAGAGGGUCCUCCAGGUCAAUCGGACUCUCUACAUUGGAGCCAGGGAUGACCUUUUCCGUGUGGAGUUGGACAUUGUUGCAGGAGAUGAGAUGUUCUACAGCAAGAAAAGAACAUGGGAGUCCAACAAGAACGACAUCCGGAUCUGCAGGAUGAAGGGCAAGCACGAGGAUGAAUGCCGUAAUUUCAUGAAGGUGUUGCUCAGCAGACAAGGAGGCCUGUUUGUGUGUGGCACCAACGCCUUCAACCCUCUCUGUGCCAACUAUACUGGAGACACUCUAGAGAUGGUUGGAGACACGGUCAGUGGUAUGGCGAGAUGCCCCUACGACCCCAAACACGCCAAUGUAGCUCUGUUUGCAGAGGGGAAUCUGUUUACAGCCACAGUGACAGACUUCCUGGCCAUUGAUGCAGUGAUCUACCGCAGCCUCGGGGACAGUCCCGCUCUGCGCACCGUCAAACACGACUCCAAGUGGUUCAGAGAGCCGUAUUUUGUCAGCGCCGUGGAGUGGGGACCUCACAUCUACUUCUUCUUCAGAGAGAUAGCCAUGGAGUUCAAUUACCUGGAGAAGGUGGUGGUGUCACGGGUGGCGCGGGUGUGUAAACGCGAUCAGGGUGGCUCACAGCGUGUCCUGGAGAAGCAGUGGACGUCCUUCCUGAAGGCCCGUCUGAACUGCUCCGUCCCCGGGGAUUCCCACUUCUACUUUAACCUGCUCCACUCCACCAGCCCCGUCAUCAGGAUGCACGGCAGGGACAUAAUUCUGGGAGUGUUCUCCACUCCGGCUAACAGUAUCCCGGGCUCGGCGGUGUGUGCCUUCGACAUGGAGCAGCUGGCAGGGGUGUUUGAUGGGAGGUUCAAGGAGCAGAAAUCACCUGAGUCUAUUUGGACGCCUGUUCCAGAUGAAGUCAUCCCGAAGCCAAGACCCGGUGGCUGUGCUGUUCAAGGUUCCAGGUUCAAUUCUUCAAACUCGUUCCCCGAUGAGAUGCUCAACUUUGUCAAGACUCAUCCACUGAUGGAUGAAGCCGUCCCAUCACUCGGGCAAAGACCUUGGAUAGUCAGAACCAUGGUCAGAUACCAGCUCAAUAAGAUUGUGGUGGACACAGAGGCCGGGCCUUACAGAAACCGGACUGUCCUGUUCCUCGGGUCAAGCAGAGGGACCAUCCUCAAGUUCCUCAUCAUGCCCAACCAGGACAACACCGUCACCAACAGCAACAUCUUCUUGGAGGAACUCGAGGGAUACAACCCUGAUAAGUGUGCUGAAGACUCUCCGCAGGCCAGGCAGCUAUUGUCUUUGACUCUAGACCGGGCAAGCCACACUCUGCUCCUCGCCUUCCCCUCCUGUGUGGUCAGAGUACCAGUGGCACGAUGCCAGCUCUACUCCCGAUGCAUGAAGAACUGCAUUGCCUCCAGGGACCCUUACUGUGGCUGGACCAGAGGAAGCACUUGCUCAUUCCUCAGACCUGGGACCAGACUGCCGUUCGAGCAAGAUGUUGAACAGGGAAACGUGGCCCACUUGGGUGACUGUGACGGAAUGCUGCUCCAAGAGACUUUCAUCGAGGAACCCGAUGGCCUGGUGUCUGUAAAUCUCCUAGUGGUGUCUGCUGUUUCAGCCUUUGCAACUGGAGCUGUCCUCUCUGGCCUCACCGUCUGCUGGAUCAUGAGUCACCGCCACCGCCACUCCCGAGGCUCUGGAACCAAUGGCGCCCGCCGCAAAAGUGACAAAGAGCAGAGCAUGCUGGGGCAGGGGCGCAGCGGGUCAGUAAUGAGCGUGACAAGAACCAGCGGCGGAGAGAGACGUCGUUCGCAAGCAGACAACCCCUUCGUUACGCCCAAUGGUUGGCCUAAAGGAGAGAUGGACCCAGGCUUGCUGCCUACCCCGGAACAGACCCCACUGCAGCAGAAACGGAGCAUGCGUCUCCCAGACACUGACUGGGAUCAGAGCCAGACCUUCCUCACUGCUGUGGGGACACCGUGCCCCAACAACUCUGUCAUCUACCUGAGCUCCAAGUUCCUGCAUGGUGGUGGAGGGGGUGGAGGGAUGGUCCGGAUAGAGGACCCAGGGGAGGUCAUGCUGCCCCCGCACACAGAGCGCCAGCGCUACUUGAUUCUAGCCACCCAGAGAGGGGAGCACGGUGGCAGUCGUCCGAGUGGCACCCUGAGGAACUCAGCAGGAGAAUACAUCUACCCCGCCACGCCGCAGGACUCCCCUGACCGACGGAGGGUGGUUUCCGCUCCCACUCCCCACAUGGACUAUGGGGAGCCUCGCUGGAGUCACGAGGCGCUUAACUACAACAGCAACAAUGGAGCACCCUAUCACCCCCAGCGUCAGGGUCUUAUCAGGCCAGAUAUGCACGGGCCUCGGGGAUUGGGAGAACUGGCUGACUUCAGCCAUCUUCUAGGGAAGAACAUGGGAGAGCGCACCCCCAGUGGUCAGUGAGGUGAAGUACAUGAGUCCUGGCACCAAGCUCUCUCUGAACACCCAUUCCCUCCAACAGCAGACUGGAAUAAAUCAACCCCUCAGACUCACUGUCCCGGUCCAACCUUACCCUGUCUGUCCUCUCUCACUGUCAUUCAAUGUUCUGACGUCAUUCAGCUGACUGAAGAGAGAGACAGAGAGAAAAGAAACAAAGAGAGAGUUGAAAUAGAGGAGAAAACUCUCCUCACAUCUCUGUUCCUCUGCUCUUAAUCUGAGGUGCACCCCUCUUGCUCUGUAAGUGGUACGACCCGCAGAGCUUGACUUUGACACCACAGGACAAACAGUAAGGUAAAGAGAGGGGUGCAAAGCAAAGGGAAUCUUCUCCAAGGAACAUGGCGGGGAUUUAAAAAAAAAAAAAAAAAAAAAAAGAACAAUUUCGCUUGCAGAGCCAAAUGUGAAAGGUCUCCCUCCACCAUUUUGUUCAUCGUUAUGACACCGUGGAUCUUGUUUGAGUGUGAAAUUUUGUUUCUGCUUUUGUUUUUUUGUGCCAGUGGCAUCCAGCAGACAAUAAUGUGCUUUAUUACGGAUUUCAGAUGAGACUAAAACUGUUGUAGCCGUG